Molecule: messenger RNA, 3723 nt
Organism: Fundulus heteroclitus (mummichog)
Lineage: Eukaryota; Metazoa; Chordata; Actinopteri; Cyprinodontiformes; Fundulidae
Gene: kcnn2
Product: potassium calcium-activated channel subfamily N member 2
Exons: 9
Coding region: 145-2250 (701 amino acids)
Biological process (GO): potassium ion transmembrane transport
Cellular component (GO): neuron projection; plasma membrane; neuronal cell body
Molecular function (GO): calmodulin binding; small conductance calcium-activated potassium channel activity
Source: RefSeq, a predicted model, not a curated record
GAUCGGAGGUCCAUCGCUCGCAUUCUGCCGGAGCUGAAAUGGAUCUGCUCAUGCAGCGGCUCCGUCCUCCUGUGAGGAGGACCACAACGCCCUUCGUCGGGUGCUCUGUGGUGCCUGACCGCUGCUGUGACGGGCAGCACUGACAUGGAAACCCCCUUCCAGCUGCACAACGACUUCUUCCCAGAGCAGCAGCAGCUCCAACACUGUAAGUACCAGCACUAUUACUGCGGACGAGACCAGCAGCAGCAGCAGCAGCCGCAGCAGCAGCAGCAGCAGCAGCAGCGCGUCGGCUGGCAGCACGACCAAUGCUGUACCUGCAAUAGCUGCACCACCUGUGAUGCGAGAAAAAGCCUCGUCUUUCGCGGGACGUCGCCGACCACUGUGGGAACUUUGAGGACACCUUCGGAGACGUCGUCGAGGCAAGGCUGCCAGCACAGCACCGCCUGCGACUUCACACCUUCUAGUCAUGGUAGUUCAUCCAGACAUCAUCAUCAUCCUCCUCCUCACCCCAACCACCACCACCAACAACAUCAGCAGCAGCAGCAGCAGUAUCGGCAGCGGGGCAGCCUUGGGAGCAGCCACAAAGACAGCAACUCCUACAAUGAAAUAGCCAUGAGCAGCUGCAGAUACAACGGCGGCGUCAUGCGGCCGCUGAGCAACUUGGGCUCGUCCCGCAGAAACAUCCACGAGUUUGAUUCCGAGUCCCAGCCCCUGCAGCCCAUCUCCGCCGCAGAUGCGUCGGACAGCCUGGCGUCCAAGCCGGAGAACCAUUCCGCCCCGCUGAUGCCUUACGCGUCAGGAGACGGAGGGGGAGGCUGCGGCCACAGCGGCGGCAAAUCGGGGAAGAAAAAGAACCAGAACAUUGGGGAGAAGCUGGGGCACCGGAGGGCCUUGUUUGAGAAGAGGAAGCGUCUCAGUGACUAUGCUUUAAUCUUUGGGAUGUUUGGGAUCGUUGUUAUGGUUAUAGAGACCGAACUCUCAUGGGGAGCCUAUGGAAAGGAAUCCCUGUAUUCAUUAGCUCUAAAAUGCCUGAUAAGCCUUUCUACAAUCAUUCUCCUGGGGCUGAUUAUCAUAUACCAUGCGAGAGAGAUACAGCUCUUUAUGGUGGACAACGGAGCCGAUGACUGGAGGAUAGCCAUGACAUACGAGCGCAUCUUCUUCAUCUGCCUGGAAAUUCUGGUGUGUGCCAUUCACCCCAUCCCCGGGAACUACACCUUCACCUGGACGGCACGCCUGGCGUACUCCUACGUCCCUUCCAAGACCGACGCGGACGUGGACAUCAUCCUGUCCAUCCCCAUGUUCCUGAGGCUGUACCUCAUCGCUCGGGUCAUGCUGCUGCACAGCAAGCUCUUUACCGACGCCUCCUCCCGCAGCAUCGGCGCCCUCAACAAGAUUAACUUCAACACCCGCUUUGUGAUGAAGACCCUCAUGACCAUCUGUCCUGGCACUGUGCUGCUGGUCUUCACCAUCUCGCUCUGGAUCAUCGCUGCAUGGACAGUGAGAGCUUGCGAGAGGUAUCACGAUAACCAGGACAUAACCAGCAAUUUCCUUGGAGCCAUGUGGUUGAUCUCAAUCACGUUUCUGACUAUUGGAUAUGGGGAUAUGGUCCCACACACAUACUGUGGAAAAGGAGUCUGCCUUCUGACGGGCAUUAUGGGUGCCGGCUGCACUGCCUUGGUGGUGGCUGUGGUGGCGAAGAAACUGGAAUUAACCAAAGCUGAAAAACAUGUUCACAAUUUCAUGAUGGAUACCCAGUUAACAAAAAGAGUAAAAAACACAGCUGCGAAUGUUCUCAGGGAGACGUGGCUCAUCUACAAGAACACCAAACUGGUGAGGAAGAUGGACCACGCAAGAGUCAGGAAGCAUCAGAGAAAAUUCCUUCAAGCCAUUCACCAAGCUCGAAAAUUGAGAAGUGUUAAAAUGGAGCAACGCAAGCUGAAUGACCAAGCAAACUCACUAGUGGACCUUGCUAAGACGCAGAACAUCAUGUAUGAUAUGGUGUCAGAUUUAAACGAGAGAGGGGAGGACAUGGAGAAGAGGAUCGCCUUGCUGGAAACAAAGCUGGAAACCCUACUGACUAACUUGCAAGCUCUUCCUGGACUCAUCAGCCAGGUCAUCAGCCAGCAGCACAGGGACUUCCUGGAGGUGCAGCUCCAGCCUUACGACAAACACAACCCUGAGCGCUCGCAGUCGGUGUCACGGAGGAGGUCAUCCUCCACAGCGCCGCCAACCUCCUCGGAGAGCAGCUAGAGUCCAAACGGGGAAUGCCUCCGCUCAAGACUUUUGCCAUCAUAUGGCCAAGUUGCAUUUACUGUAAAGCCUUAUGGUUUCAAUAAGUAUUAUCCAAAUUCUGAUGACAGAAUCCGAUUUACUGGGGACGAUGCAUUUUAACACGGAUAACUUCAUGCUGUUCUUAUUUUAUUACCUCAAAACAUGUUGUUAUCCAUGCUCUGGUGAUAGACCACAAAUAAUGGCCCUUCCCUCGGUAAAGGAAGGACUCCUCAGCGAGGUUCUGACAGAAACUCUACUCCGUCUCUAUGCAGAGGUAGCCAGCUCUAGGUAUCGAGGUUACCAGGUGUGAAACUAUUGCACUAAAAUAGUGCUUCUCAUGGACUUUGAACUUCUGCUGGCUUGACUCAGCUGCAAACUGAGAAACUACUGAGAAACCAGACAGAGAGCAUGUUAGUGGUAUGACAACAAUAGAGAAAUGAACACUAGACGGCAGGUAAAUAUCACCCCAACACACUGUCGCUCAGAGAUAACGUAAAAAGCUUAAAACGAGGAAACAUACACGUAUGUUUUAGGUUAGAAAACAGCAUCAACUAUAGUGGUUUUCCUUUGCAGAGUGGCCCCUGUGGCCCCCGUAAAGUGACUAUUUUUUAGGGGGGCUGGGUGGGUGGGGAGGUUGCAAAUAUUUUAAUCCUCAACUUGAUUGAAUGCAUUGAAAAUCUGUACUUGCACUUAAUUCUUCAAGAAUGCACUUCAAUGCUGGCUGACAUCUGAUCUAAAGAUGUGUAACCCAUUAAAGGAAAUAAUUUGGGCAUGGGUUUUUUGUUGUCAGUUCUCAAUUUGUAGUCUUGUCUAAUCCAACAAAGCCCCAUUUUUUUUCUCCUUUUGUUUGGGUUUUUUUCUAUAAUUAUUUUUUGUUCCUGGUAUAAACGCAUUCACUUAGACUAGUAGAGGUCUAUAGAAAUGCACUGAAUGAUCAUAAACAAAGUAAUUCCACCCUUGCCUUGGUGUGUCUCAACUCCUGUCCUUCUCUCCUCUGUUAUUUAUGCUCUCUGUCUUCCAAGCUGGGCAACGAGAUAUGCUAAAACAACUGUAAAUCCUAUCUACCUUUUGAAGCUUAAAAAUACAUAUUUUUAUAUAUUUUCAUGAGGACAAGCACACCUCUUACAAUAAAUAAAUGACAGGAAAACAGGUGAAAAAACAGAAAAAGCGUAUUUGAAACAGGGUUGGGGAGAUCUUGAGAUGGAGAUCCUUUGUCUAGGUUUUUUCAAGAUCACAUCACUAAUUAACUAAUUAGGCAUAACUUCAGCGUAGGACCCCGGUAAUGUAACCUUUUCAAGAGUAAAGAUCUCAUUAAAUCAGCAGCUCGGCUAGCAUUCAAUUAUAAACCAACCAGAUGUGCAGUCCACAAACAUUAACAAUGUAGAAACCAAUGAGAGAUUCUGUUGUAUGCAACUGAAUGAUAAAACAUAAUAAAAAAAAUACCCAAUUAGA